ACUCCUGCUGAGGAGAAGGUGGGAAGAGAGCUCAGCUCCUGUCUUAUAAAGAUGUGUCCAGGACAAGAGGGACGGCUGCUGGGUGAGGGAAAGCUCCAUGUCACUAGGAGUGUGAGAUAUUAAUAAUAAUAAUGGUAAUAGUAAUAGGUACACCUUAUGUUCCAUAUCCUCCCACAACUGCAUCACUUCUCCUCCUCUCUCUAGCAGGAGGCCUCAUCAUCCCCCUCAUGAUCAUCAUCUCCAUCAUCACCAUCAUCAUCAUCACCAUCACCAUCAUCAUCAUCACCACCAUCAUCAUCAUCACCACCACCAUCAUCAUCAUCAUCACCAUCAUCACCAUCAUCAUCAUCACCAUCACCGUCAUUAUCAUCACCAUCAUCACCAUCACCAUCAUCACCAUCAUCAUCAUCAUCAUCAUCACCACCAUCAUCAUCAUCACCAUCACCAUCAUCACCAUCACCACCAUCAUCACCAUCACCAUCAUCACCAUCAUCAUCAUCACCACCACCAUCGUCAUCAUCACCAUCACCAUCAUCACCAUCACCACCAUCACCAUCAUCACCAUCACCAUCAUCACCAUCACCAUCAUCAUCAUCAUCACCAUCGUCAUCAUCACCAUCACCAUCAUCAUCAUCACCAUCAUCACCAUCACCAUCAUCAUCAUCACCACCAUCGUCAUCAUCACCAUCACCAUCAUCAUCAUCAUCACCAUCAUCACCAUCAUCAUCAUCAUCAUCAUCACCAUCAUCACCAUCAUCAUCACCACCACCAUCAUCAUCAUCACCAUCAUCAGCAUCAUCACCAUCAUUGUCACAUCACCAUCAACAUCACCAUCACCAUCACUAUCAUCUGUGUUUCACGACUGAAGAAGCCCAGGCACAGGGAGUUAAGUGGUCACCACAUGAUAAACAAUUACAUUGUUCCAAACCCUACAAAAUCCCCCAUCUGUUUGGUUCUCCUGGGCCAAGAAGAGUAGUGGUGACCCCAGGCUGACUGGCCUCAUGUGGCUAGGGGAGUGGAAGAAUGGGAGGAAGGGCUCACCUCCAUCCUUUCAGGGCAUACCUGGAAGUUCCUCCCAUGACCUCUGCUCACAGUGCGUUGGCCAGGACCUGGUCACAUGGCCACCUGAGGCUGCAGUGGAGGCUGGGAAAUGGAGCCUUUGUUCUGAUCAACCACGUGCCCUGAUCCCAGGAGGGGCUCUAAUUCCCCGAAGGGGCAGAUGUGGAGGGAAGAGGCCUGAGUCUUCAUUUCUAAGUUCCUGGUGAGCUGGUGCUCCUGGUCCACAGACCCCGGUGCGAGUAGCAAAGCUUUAGGGGCUCAAACAUCCCUGUGUUCUUUCCCAGUGGGGGCCACCUGCUGGGGCCCGUGGGAGGUUCCUAUUUGGUCCUGUAGCUCAUCAGCGCUCGGGGUCCGUUCUGCAAAGCCUUCUGGCUGACCCCUGAGGACAGACCUCCGUGGUUCCCCCAGCUAAUUUGUGGAGCACUUCCUGUGGUGGGCUCCCCCCCGAGGAUGCAUUGCCCAGUCGCCUGGUGACUGUGUUUGUUUUCUAGACAUUGAUCUGACGCGUGUUAUGAAAGCACAGAGCUGGCUUCGAAAAGGGGUAAUUUCUCCUGUCGAUAUCAAACACAUUCAACGCAUCACCAAGCCUGCUCAUUACAAUUUCAAAUGUGCUCCGACACAGGAACCCAUAAUCCUCACCAGUCUCUCUGCCUCAGACUUUGGGGGGAACGGAUCUGAGUCCCAGCGUGGGCAUGUGAAGGCACUGAGCCCCGAUGUGAGGGCUGAGGACCCCUGUGGCACUCUGGGCAGAGGACCGUAUGUCUUCAGUGCGCCGAUGGCAUGGGCGGGUCAGGGCCACAUUGGCCAAGGCUGCCAUGUCCCACGGGCUGGACCCCUGGCAUUUCUCCGCUCACCCCCACAAACAUCAGCUAAUCCCCAGCGAAGUGUGAGGGAGAACCCUCAGCGCCAAUUCUGCCCGCUGUGCUGCUCUGGCUGAGCCGGGGAGGACACACAGUCCUUUCCCGGGAUUCAACCGUCCACACGGCAGAAGCCAUCUCGAAGGACUCACCCACCCGGAUCCAGCCUCGGGGCGCCACCAUGACGUGGGGCAGCUUCCUCCAUGCCCCUGCUCCGAGAUCACACUAUUCCACCCACAGAGGACCCAAGGCUGUCUGGUCCCAGCAGGCUGUUCCUAUUUCCGUCAACAUUAUUGGGAAUAUCCUAAUUCUCACCUCCCCCGCCCGCGUGUGAACCCUCCUCCAGGGUCGACUCUGAGAAGCAGGAUUGGAGAACCACAGGGCAUGUGUGUUUUCUGCUCUAAUGGAGACGCCCAGAUUGCUCUCCACAAAAGCUAUUCAAAGU
Molecule: messenger RNA, 2361 nt
Organism: Neofelis nebulosa (Clouded leopard)
Lineage: Eukaryota; Metazoa; Chordata; Mammalia; Carnivora; Felidae
Exons: 2
Coding region: 132-866 (244 amino acids)
Biological process (GO): G protein-coupled receptor signaling pathway
Cellular component (GO): membrane
Molecular function (GO): mating-type factor pheromone receptor activity
Source: RefSeq, a predicted model, not a curated record